This is a messenger RNA of Micromonas pusilla CCMP1545, 447 nucleotides long. RefSeq lists its product as uncharacterized. The transcript has a single exon. Lineage: Eukaryota; Viridiplantae; Chlorophyta; Mamiellophyceae; Mamiellales; Mamiellaceae. The record is from RefSeq and is a predicted model, not a curated record. The coding region runs from base 1 to 447 and encodes 148 amino acids. Gene Ontology annotation, cellular component: ciliary base.
AUGCCCGCGGCGGCGUUCGACCCGGUCGCGAAGAACAGAAUAUGGAAGGAGUUCUGCGACAGAGAGACGGCGACUAUCAAACUGAACACACACUUCUCCGUGUCCGAUCCGUCGAAGCUGGACGUCUUCCCCGAGAAGCCGAACAACAUGGUCCCGGAGUUGUCGUUGGAUCAAGCGGAGAUGGACGAGGCGAACGACAAACUUCGAGAGCUGUGCACGGUCCGCGACGCGUUUAAACCGCCGCAGGAGAAGUACGACCUCCCGAUGACGUCGUCGCAGGAGAUCGGGUGGGCGACGCGGAUGUUGAUGCCGCGCAACCCGAUGUUCCACAAGCCGAGGAACUCGUGCGACAUCACGCGGUACGCGGAUGCGUACUACGCGGAUAAAGGAGUGACCCCUUUCACGCAAGUCGGUCCCAAGUUCGCGGACCCCAACCAGGGGUUGUGA